CCUACGUAGGUUUCGGAUGCUGGUUCGCACCAUUAGCAGAGGCCUAUUUCCUGUUAGCAAGCCCCAUUGUUCGGCACAAGUAUCUAUUACCAGUAGACACCUUCUUCUUAUUUGACAUUGUGAAGAACAGGAACUUGAUCGUCCAGUUCACUGUAGGUGUGUACGCGUAUAUAAUGACACAUUCUGGGUUGUGUGUCGCGUUCAGAGGAGGCCCACAACACACCGGCCCUGUUUGCAUAUCCGAACACUUUCCCUUCAAGGCAUGGUUGUAGGAGUUGUCAGGGAGCCCGUUCACGGAGAUGACACCAAAGCUCUGCUGUGUCUACAGCAUUUUUCGUGGAGUGCUUCAUUUGAAAGGUGUCGACUCUUCCUCUUAGGACUGGGGAAAAAAAAGAAAAAGCUCUCUGAUUCGUUCCAGAUAUGAGGCAUCGAACUGCUUUACACCUCACUGCUGUAACUGUUGUCCUCCUAAUCACAUGGGGAAUCUCCAUCAAUUUAUUCGGUGCACAGGAGAAAGCAAAUGACAUCCUCGCCACACGUGCACCUGUGCCGAAGUGCAGCCUCUCCAGAGUCUGCCCCCCAGACCACUUUGCCUUGUAUGUGACAAGCGGAGCCGCUGAUAUCGUCGGGCCAAAGAUCUGUUUCAAUGGUAAAAUCAUCAUGAGCCAUGUGCUGAACAAUGUGAAACCAGGGCUGAACAUUGUGGUGGUAAAUGGUGAAAAUGGAGCUGUGGAAAAAUCUGACAGUCUUAACAUGAAAACAGGAAACCCAGAAGACAACCUGGCGUACCUGAAGGAGAUAAAAGCUGGAAUGAUCAUCCUGGUGGCCUCGUUUGAUGAUGUGACAACAAAGAUGACAAAUGAAGUGAGGGAGAUAUUUGUCGGGAUGGGAAGCACUUUGAUCCAGUCUGUGAAACGGAGAGACAACUGGGUGUUUGCCGGAAGAGCUGGAACGAAAAUCAAAAGCCUCUUUGAGCAGCGGACUGUUAAUAAUGAGAAAACCAACACUUACGAAGGAUGGCCGGGGGUGGCGGAGGUGGGCGGCUGUUUCCCGAGAACGGUGACUGACAGAAACUUGAAAGAACCUCUGGUGGACAGCAGAAUGUGAUGGAAGCUCAAGGGCCUCUCCAAAAACCUAUCAGUCUCUAUAAAACAAAUAGCUUGAAACACAUUGUACAAUGCCUUAAAAAAAAAAAAAAAAAGCAUUCAACCCCCAUUCCCCAUCUGAACGCUGCAGUUUUACUCUGUUCUUCUUUGAACUGCUCUGUUCUGCUCGGUCACGUUGCACGAACUCAAAGUCCAUUUACAAAUUUAUUAUAUUAUUGUAAUUUAUUGGAUUGAGGUCUGGGCUUUGACUCGGGCCACUCCAGUUCUCUCACAGGCUGUGUUGCUGGCCGUCUGCAGUGUUUGGUGUCUGUCAAACACUGCGUCUUUCCUGAGGACCUGAUGGGACCGAACAACUUUCUUCCGGUUGAAAGUGGAAUCUCUCCCAUGUCUUUGGCGGAACUCCAGUCAGGAUUUCUCGUAAAGCUUCGUCUGGCAAAGAACAUGUCCAGAGUCUCUCCCAUCUCGGGUGGUUAAGCUUUUAACUGGUCAUAGAUGUCUUGGUGGUCUCCCUCACUUGUCUCCUCCUGACACAGUCCCGCUCCAGGCAGAUUUACGCAUGUUCCGUGUUCCUUCCAUCUCCUAAUGAUGGGUUCAGCUGAACUCCAGGGCAUGUUCAAUGUUCAUUUUUCUGUAUCCAUAACCUGACUCAUUGCUUUUCAAUAACUCUUUUGUCUUUGUGG
This is a messenger RNA of Mugil cephalus (flathead mullet), 1786 nucleotides long. RefSeq lists its product as uncharacterized. The coding region runs from base 421 to 1107 and encodes 228 amino acids. The record is from RefSeq and is a predicted model, not a curated record. The transcript is spliced from 8 exons. Lineage: Eukaryota; Metazoa; Chordata; Actinopteri; Mugiliformes; Mugilidae.